This is a messenger RNA of Ceratosolen solmsi marchali, 1369 nucleotides long. RefSeq names its product BTB/POZ domain-containing protein twz (gene twz). The transcript has 5 exons. Lineage: Eukaryota; Metazoa; Arthropoda; Insecta; Hymenoptera; Agaonidae. The record is from RefSeq and is a predicted model, not a curated record. Gene Ontology annotation, molecular function: protein binding. Gene Ontology annotation, biological process: protein homooligomerization. The coding region runs from base 284 to 1246 and encodes 320 amino acids.
CGCGUCUCGCGCAUCAGGUCGUGCCGAGGAGGUCUGAGCGCCCGAGUGAGCACGUGGCUGCUGGCUUUUUGACUUGCGAGACUCGAGGAAGAGACUGGGACACCGGGGUGUGCGUCAGUGCCGCCGAGAAGGAGCGAGUGCUCCGUGAAGGGACGUCGCUCCCAUCUGGAACAGAAUCGUCGACGUAUACAAGGCCGUCAACCUGGAGCCUACGUGCCAAAAGCGGCGGAAAUGUGAGGCCGACGGGAAGGACGCGAAAGCUGAGCUGACGGCGCAACGCAAUAUGUUCCCUAGCGCUCAAAUUAAAAUGAGUAUUUCUGUUAGAUUGAUGUCGCCAAGCAGCUCGCCGGCAACGUCACCCACGAUGUCGAACUCGUCGUCGCCGACGCCCCCGACGCCCGCGACCUCGACCUACAACCAGAAGAUAACGGGGAUCCCGUGCGUCGCCGCGGCCUCGCGCUACACCGCACCGGUGCACAUAGACGUCGGCGGCACCAUCUACACCUCGUCCCUCGAGACCCUUACCAAAUAUCCCGAAUCAAGAUUAGCAAAAUUAUUCAAUGGCAGCAUUCCCAUAGUUUUGGACUCAUUAAAGCAACACUACUUCAUUGAUCGGGAUGGUGGAAUGUUCAGACAUAUAUUAAACUUUAUGCGAAAUUCCCGAUUAUUAAUACCCGAGAAUUUUGCCGACAUCGAUCUACUACUCGAAGAGGCGCGAUACUUCGACAUCGCACCCAUGAUCCGGCAGCUCGAGCUCAUGAAAAAGGAAAACAUAAAGAAUGGAGGAGCCCCGUCCUCGAGCACCCCAAGUCCACCACCGGACCAAUCGCUCCAACGUGGCAGUGCCAGCUCGAACAACGUGGGUAGCUCGGCCCCGACCACACCUCACCGUGACCACGACUCCAAGCUCCGCAAUGAGAGCUACGAGUGCGUCGCCCUCCACGUAAGCCCCGACCUCGGGGAGCGCGUGAUGCUUUCGGGGGGUCGGGCCCUCCUCGACGAGGUAUUCCCGGAGACGACGCAGACGAUUCUCGAGGCUCGCUCGGGCGUCACCUGGCACCAACAGGAAACCCGUCACGUGAUACGCUUCCCCCUCAAUGGCUACUGCAAGCUCAACAGCGUCCAGGCGAUCACGAGGCUGCUGAACGCGGGAUUCCGAGUAGCCGCGAGCAACGGCGGUGGUGUCGAGGGCCAGCAGUUCUCGGAGUACCUCUUCGUCAGGUCUCUGCUGAUCAACAAUACUUGACGCUGCUGGCACCAAGAGCCACUCGACCAGCAGGGGAAGACGGUCCUGAGAGCGCGUGCAAACGAAGAGCUCGAGUAAAAAUUUCCGACCGAGUUCAACGAGUUCCGACUUACCCAGACCCGC